Molecule: messenger RNA, 1731 nt
Organism: Caenorhabditis briggsae
Lineage: Eukaryota; Metazoa; Nematoda; Chromadorea; Rhabditida; Rhabditidae
Exons: 7
Coding region: 1-1731 (576 amino acids)
Source: RefSeq, a predicted model, not a curated record
AUGGGUGGUUUUCUCUCGCAUUUGAAACCUGAAAAUAACAAGGAAGUUUUCAAUUCCUCAUGUGGACCCAUCAGGGGAAACAUUUAUAGACAUGGCGAAAAGAUAGUUGAUGGAUACCUCGGAGUUCCAUUCGCGAAGGCUCCAAUUGGAGAGCUUCAGUACAAAAAGCCUGUGCCAGCGGAUAAAUGGACGGAACCGAUCGAUUGCUACAAAUAUGGACCCGGAUGUCCCCAGUCUGGCUCUUUUGCCGCUGUUAGUUACGGAAUGAUCUUUUUUUAUUCUAAUUUUACUCGUUUUCAGUUUUUCAAGGGAGUACGAGAGUUCGCUGAGGAUAACUGUCUCAACUUGAAUGUUUUUUCUCCUAGAACAAAACCAACAGAAUUCGUAUGUUUUUGUUUUGAGAAAUUCCUCAUUACUAAAUACUUUUUUCAGUCGAAAGGUCUUCCAGUUAUGGUUUAUUUUUACGGCGGAGGCUUCGAAGUUGGAUUCUCUUCAAUGCUUGAUGAUUACUCUUUAUCUGGAACUCUUCCACUUAAAGAUGUCGUUGUUGUGUCCGCCAACUAUCGUGUUGGUCCUCUUGGUUUCUUGACUACCGGAGAUGAAGUAUCGAAAGGAAACUAUGGAUUGUGGGAUCAAACACUAGCUUUGAAAUGGGUACAAGAUCAUAUCGCUUCAUUUGGGGGAGAUCCAGAUAAUGUCACUAUUUUCGGAACUAGUGCAGGAGGAGCUAGUGUUGAUUUUCUGGCGUUGAGUCCUCAUUCUAACAAGAUGUUCCACCGCUUUAUGGCUAACUCUGGAUCUGCCUUCUGUGACUUUGCAAUUCGUCCCAAACACUUACAAGCUAAGGUCUUCCGAGAAUUCGCGAAGCAUUUUGGUUACAAUGGAGAAGAUUCACAAAGUCUUCUGAAAUGGUAUCAAAAUCAAGAGACUGAGAAAUUCACUGAAGUCGAAAAUUUCAAACGACCAGCUUCCGGAUUUUUGUCAUUUGUACCCAAUCUAGAUGGAGACUUCUUCCCAAAACCUUUGGAUGAGCUCAGAAAAGAAGCUCCAAAAUUGGAUGUCAUUGUGACAGUGGGAGAAUACGAGGGAUUGAGUUUUAUGAUGAAUGUGCCAAAAGGACAACCCUUUAACGAAACUGUCUCAUUAUUAUUUGGGGAAGACAUGGUGAAUGAUGUUGAAGAAAACAAAAAGAAGCUAGUUGAGCUUUAUAUGAAAGACGUAGACACUACAGACAAGGAUGCGGUUAUGAAAAGAACUGUUGAAUUUGUUGGGGACGCCUGGUUUAACAUUGGUAUAUUGAACACUGCGAAAUCCUGUGCCAAAUACGGAAAUAAUGUAUACUUGGCUUCGUUCGACUACUACUGCAAAGAUGGAAUCGACCCUCCUAUGGCAGCAACGCUGGCUUUUAAGGCAGCCACUCACGGAUCCGAGUUAAAAUUCAUUGUUGGAGAGGGAAUGGGAAAAUUCAGUCCAACUGAGGAGGAAUUGAAAGUGAUGGAUAUUAUGGGGACUACGGUAACCAAUUUCGCCAAAUAUGGAAAUCCAAACGGAAAGAAUGUACCGGAAAUUUGGAAGAAGUAUAACGUAGAUCAUCCAGAUAGAUAUUUCAAGAUCGACUAUCCGAAGAGUGAAAUGAGAGAUAAUUUCCAAAAUGGAAGACUAAAAGCGUUGGAUGAAGUCAACAAGAGUGGGAAGAAAUAUCAAGAAAUUGUGUAUGGAAAUAAAUUGUAA